UUGUUGGAUUGGGAUAUGGGCAACGAGUGUUUCUUGUCCUUCACCACGUCACACUUGUCCGAGGCCGAGCAAAAUCUUGCCCUAUACAGACUCCAGAUUGUUGAGCCACCAAAACUGCCUUUGGAAAAAAUACCCAACCCUGAUAAUGAUGGUCCGGACAUUAAACCCAAUCUGUGGAUGUGGGUGAACCCAAACAUCGUGUAUCCUCCCGGCAAGCUGGAGGUUAAAAAGGAAGACCCGCCAGUUGUGCUGCCUGCCUGCCAGCCAGCCCUGAAAGAGGAAGAAGACAGCUGUUUGGAAGCUUCGGAGACGCUGUCACCUCCUCGCAAGCAGAAGAGGAAGCAGAAGGAGAAGCACAUUGCCUCUUCCCCUAGCAUCUGGGAGGAGCUUACAGAAGAGGAGGAGGCCAAGGACCAUGAUGACAGCUCCUCUGUGACUCUCCCAUCCCUUCCCACAAGGGCCCCACUCCAGAGUCAGCUUCCGCAAGCCAUCAGGCCAGAGGGGAGGCUCUGGUCCCGUCCCCCGCUCCAUUACUUCCAUCUGAUUGCUUUGGCACUCAGAAACAGUCCCCCCUGUGGUCUCAACGUACAGCAGAUCUACAGCUUCACUCGAGAGCACUUUCCUUUUUUCCGGACAGCUCCAGAAGCCUGGAAGAAUACGGUCCGUCACAAUCUCUGUUUCCGAGACAGCUUUGAGAAAGUGCCGGUCAGUAAGCAGAGCCAGGCCAGCACUCGGCCUCAAGCCUGCCUCUGGAAGUUGACUGAGGAGGGACAUCGCCGGUUUUCGGAGGAGGCCCGAACCUUGGCUUCCACUCGGCUGCAAAGUAUCCAACAGUGCAUGAGCCAGCCAGAUGUGAUGCCCUUCCUCUUUGACCUUCAAGAAGAAUCAGCCAUACCUUAUUAA
Messenger RNA from Grammomys surdaster, 903 nucleotides. RefSeq names its product forkhead box R1 (gene Foxr1). Lineage: Eukaryota; Metazoa; Chordata; Mammalia; Rodentia; Muridae. Gene Ontology annotation, cellular component: nucleus. The coding region runs from base 16 to 903 and encodes 295 amino acids. Gene Ontology annotation, biological process: regulation of DNA-templated transcription. The transcript has 6 exons. The record is from RefSeq and is a predicted model, not a curated record. Gene Ontology annotation, molecular function: DNA-binding transcription factor activity; sequence-specific double-stranded DNA binding.